Messenger RNA from Daldinia loculata, 1098 nucleotides. RefSeq names its product vacuolar ATP synthase subunit D1. Gene Ontology annotation, biological process: proton transmembrane transport; vacuolar transport; vacuolar acidification. The transcript has 4 exons. Bases 1 to 1098 code for a protein of 365 amino acids. Gene Ontology annotation, cellular component: proton-transporting V-type ATPase, V0 domain; fungal-type vacuole membrane; vacuolar proton-transporting V-type ATPase complex. The record is from RefSeq and is a predicted model, not a curated record. Gene Ontology annotation, molecular function: proton-transporting ATPase activity, rotational mechanism. Lineage: Eukaryota; Fungi; Ascomycota; Sordariomycetes; Xylariales; Hypoxylaceae.
AUGGAGGGCCUCUUUUUCAACGUUAACAAUGGUUACAUCGAAGGCAUUGUACGGGGGUACAGGAACGGCCUUCUAACUGGUGCUAACUAUUCUAACCUGACGCAAUGCGAGACCAUCGAUGAUCUCAAGCUGCAACUUGGUCCUGCUUACGGCGAUUUCCUCGCAUCUCUCCCUCCCAAUCCGUCCACCUCUAGUCUCGCCGCCAAAACAACCGACAAGCUCGUCUCCGAAUUCCGCUACGUCCGCGCAAACGCUGUCGGAUCUCUCGCGCAGUUCCUAGACUACCUAACAUAUGGCUACAUGAUCGACAAUGUAGCUCUUCUCAUCACCGGUACCCUGCACGAACGAGAUACCCGCGAGCUGCUAGACCGAUGUCAUCCUCUCGGCUGGUUCGAGACGAUGCCCGUUCUCUGCGUGGCAACCAACAUCGAAGAACUAUACAACAGCGUGCUGAUAGAGACGCCCUUAGCACCCUACUUCAAGGGUAGCUUGAGCCACCAAGACCUGGACGAGUUGAACAUCGAAAUCGUACGGAACACGCUGUACAAGAACUACCUCGAGGACUUCUACAACUUCGUCAACACUCACCCAGACAUGGCCGGCACCCCUACAUCCGAAGUUAUGAACGAGAUCCUGGAGUUCGAGGCCGACAGGCGAGCCAUCAACAUCACCCUUAACUCCUUCGGCACCGAGCUGAGCAAGGCGGACCGUAAUAAGUUGUACCCGAGCUUUGGCCGACUCUAUCCCGAGGGCACGCUGAUGCUGUCGAGGUCGGAUGAUUUUGAGGGUGUAAGAUUGGCAGUCGACGGUGUUGCUGAUUACAAGACUUUCCUCGAGGCUGCAGGAUUAGGUGGUGGACCAUCAGGACCAGGCAAUAUGGCCGGUGGGGCCGGCGGCAACGAGAGAAGCUUGGAAGACAUGUUCUACCAGAAGGAGAUGGAGAUUUCCAAGAGUGCCUUCACGAGGCAAUUCACAUAUGCCAUCGUGUAUGCGUGGGUGAAACUUAGAGAGCAGGAAAUCCGCAACAUCACGUGGAUCGCCGAGUGCAUAGCACAGAACCAGAAGGAGAGGAUCGGCAACUAUAUCAGCGUAUUCUGA